Messenger RNA from Colletotrichum karsti, 957 nucleotides. Its product is annotated as tat pathway signal sequence. The transcript has 2 exons. The coding region runs from base 1 to 957 and encodes 318 amino acids. Gene Ontology annotation, molecular function: hydrolase activity, hydrolyzing O-glycosyl compounds. Gene Ontology annotation, biological process: glucan catabolic process. NCBI's taxonomy places the organism in Eukaryota, Fungi, Ascomycota, Sordariomycetes, Glomerellales, Glomerellaceae. The record is from RefSeq and is a predicted model, not a curated record.
AUGCCUUCGCAAAAGAUCAAGUGUGUCUUGGGCGCCGCCGCCCUUCUGUGCUCCGGGCUGGCCCAGGCGCAGAAGUAUGUCCUCCACGACAACUUCGACCAGUCCAACUUCUUCCAGGAGUUCAGCUUCUUCGACCAGGCCGACCCGACCAGGGGCUCCCAGACCUACACCAGCGCGCAGACGGCCAACGACAAGGGCCUCGCCGGCUUCGCCCGCAAUGGCGUCUACCUCGGCGUCGACGCAAAGACCAUGGGCCAGGGCCGCCAGUCGGUGCGCGUCACCUCCAACAAGGCCUACGACUCCGGCCUCUUCGUCGCCGACAUCGCCCACAUGCCGACGAGCAGCUGCGGCGUGUGGCCCGCUUUCUGGAUGUUCGGUCCCAACUGGCCCAACUCUGGCGAGAUCGACAUCAUCGAGGGCGUCAACACCCAGGAGACCAACGCCGUGACCCUGCACACGGGGCCCGGCUGCACCAUGAACAACGACGGCACCACCCCGUCGACGACCUUCAAGGAGAAGGACUGCAACGCCGGGUCCGCCGGCACCGGCUGCGGCCAGCAGACGGCGAGCAACCAGAACUACGGCGACGGCUUCAACGCCAUCGGCGGCGGCGUCUACGCCGUCGACUUCAACGCGCAGGCCAUCUCCGUCUGGUUCUUCCCGCGCUCCGCGAUCCCCGCCGACGUCGCCUCGGGCAGCCCGAACCCGGCCUCGUGGGGCGCGCCCCUCGCCAAGUUCAACGGCGGCGACGCCUGCGACAUCAGGUCCCACUUCAAGCAGCAGAACCUCGUCUUCAACAUCGCCCUCUGCGGCGACUGGGCCGGCAAGGUCUGGAGCCAGAACGCCGAGUGCGCCGCCCUCGCCCCGCAGUGCUCCGACUACGUCGCCGCCAACCCGCAGGCCUUCACCGAGGCCUACUGGCUCAUCAACUCCGUCAAGGUGUUCCAGUCGCAGUAG